AUGCAUUUUGCUCCUCCUCGUCCGCUUUGCGCCGGUAGACUAGUGUUCAAGCUGGACGAUGCUCAUGGGCUCGCGAAGACGCGGGCUAACUUCCUGGCACUUUGUACGGGGGAGAAUGGCAUGUGCAAAAAUGCUCCGAACAAAAAACUGCAUUACGUCGGCUGCCCAAUGCACAGGGUUAUCAAAGGAUUUGUCGUUCAAGGUGGAGACAUCACAAGGGGAGAUGGAUCUGGUGGCGAGUCGAUAUAUGGCGGUAAAUUCAACGACGAUAAAGACGGCUUGAGGCGUAAGGUACAGCGAGGAUCUCUCGCCAUGGCCAACUCGGGGAAGAACACCAAUUCGUCCCAGUUCUUUGUUGUCCUCACCGAUGACAACGCCAAGCUGAACAAAAUGAAUGGAAAGUAUGUCGUAUUCGGCGACGUAGAGUCUGGAUGGGAAGUUUUGGAUACACUAGACCAAGUGGCUGGGGGAGCAGACGGAAAGAGUACAAAGCCAGUAUGGAUCGGUGAUUGUGGCGUAUGUUAA
Phanerochaete carnosa HHB-10118-sp is the source of this 525-nucleotide messenger RNA. RefSeq lists its product as uncharacterized. Gene Ontology annotation, molecular function: peptidyl-prolyl cis-trans isomerase activity. The transcript has 2 exons. Gene Ontology annotation, biological process: protein peptidyl-prolyl isomerization. Lineage: Eukaryota; Fungi; Basidiomycota; Agaricomycetes; Polyporales; Phanerochaetaceae. Bases 1 to 525 code for a protein of 174 amino acids. The record is from RefSeq and is a predicted model, not a curated record.